Rhopilema esculentum is the source of this 2118-nucleotide messenger RNA. RefSeq lists its product as uncharacterized. The record is from RefSeq and is a predicted model, not a curated record. Lineage: Eukaryota; Metazoa; Cnidaria; Scyphozoa; Rhizostomeae; Rhizostomatidae.
AUGUCUGCGAGGAGAUUGAAAAGAGAUUUUGUGGAUAUACCAGAUGAGGAGGAAGUAAGAAGUCCUGAACAGCAAGAAGAAGAUGAGCGGAGGCGGCAACUUGAGGGCAGCAUGUCAUCGAUUGACCAGUUAGAAGACUUUGAAACAUACAACAUCGAAGAUCUAAUUUAUCGUGAGUAUGAGCCAGUUGUCCUUCUGGAUUCUUCAAAUUACGAGAGAUUUGACAGACUUGGCCGGUUUACUUGGAAAACAGGCAGACCCUCCCACUGGAUUUCAUUUCUGCAUAGCUUGAGAUGUGUCUUUGAAACAACUGUCGUGUCUGGCAUCCUCAUUGGCCUGUUGCUUACAUUGGUGGUUUUUUUAGACGUAAACUUGUCGGACCUUUGCUCAGGUCUUAAUUUUGCCAACGUCCAUAUUCCUGUUUACAUCAUUAAAAUACGCAUAGUAUCUGAUAUGAUAUCUUCAGUUACAAUACAGUUCUGGCAUCUGAUAACCCUGCUGCUAAUAUUUAAAUGGUCUCUUAUAAAAGAUAGUAAUAUUAUCAGCUGGAACAUCCUUGCUGGUCUUCUAACUGGCAUGUAUAAACUCUUUAUGGAAUGUUUUACGGAGAGGAUGUAUUUUGGAAAAGCUUUCCAUCAUAUGGAAUUUUCACAAUUAUUGCUACUUUCAACUCUGAAGAUUUCUACUGCCUUAAUGAACAUAAUAACACAUGGAAAUCAAUGGUUGGUUGUAUUGCAGCUUAUGGCUCAGUUUGUCAUAGGUUUACCAGUGGCCAUUGUUUUCAUGCUGUGGAUAAAUCCAGCAUUCAAGAAUAUGGGUGAGAUUGAAAAAAUUGCAUUUGCUAGCUUUGUUCCAAUCUUGAUAGUCAUUCCCAAAAUGAUUGUGAGAAAAACGGUUGAAUCAUUAGGCAAAGUGAACCAUCCAGGCACCUCAAUUUACCUUCUUACAGCAAUGUAUACAGGUAUUUCUCUGCUGUAUAGGACUCUCCAAGUUCAAGUUGAUGAAAUCGUUGGCUAUGCAUUUCUCUCUAUCAUAUUUGGAAUUCUUUGCACAUUGGAACGAGCAACAGUUCCUUACUUAGAUUUCCUUUUACACAAGUUUUUAAAUGGCAAGAUUCAAAGCAUGACAGAGUUCAUGACACCACGAAGGAACAGACUAAUGUCAGACCUGACGCUUAUCAAUAUGAUAACUGAACCUGCCAUGAUUAUAAUUAGCUGCGCUACAAUGGCAGUGCUACAAUACCUAUAUGAUGCUGAUCAGAAUGGCAUUAGAAGUGACUUAAACGUUCUAUGCAAAACAGCUACCAAACGAAUAGCAGCUGCCAUGGCCAUCGAAGUUUUCUUUAAUGUGCUUUCCUUGAAAAUUGAGUCAUACUAUUUCAAUAUGGCAGUCAUGAGAGUGUGGAAGAAGAAAAGAAUUUGGAUCCUUUUCACACUGACAUUAAGUGCAGUUAUAUCGAUCAUGUGCUUUUCACAUGUGAUUUAUGAAGCCAUGAGACCAAACAGUCUUGUCAAUGGAACAUUGGUUUGUUCAAAACCAUUUGGUAGACCCAGUAUUAUAAUGAAAAAAACAAUUUGAAUGACUUCAGGAAAAUAUUUGGUAACCUUAGCUUAAUGUUUGUCCAAAAGUUCUAUUAGCAAACUUCUAUUAAAUAAUUAUGUAUGCAAUACAAAAUGUUUUCUAACUUUGAUUACACUGCAUUGAGAACAAAACUGUAAUUUGCAGCUUAUGUUUUGUCAAAUUUUGUCCAGAUAAUCAGGUAAGUUUCAGACCUCCAAUAACUUUUAGACCACAGUUAAAGUAUGUACAAAUAGAUUUUUCCUAGCAAUUUUAUAAAAUAUUUGAUUUAGAGCUGUAGACAGAAAUUCCAGUAAUAUUGAUAAAUGAGCUUAAGACUAGAUCAAAGUAAUGUGAUGUUUGAUACACAUUUAUGAAAUAAUGUCUUGUACAUCUUUGCUUGUCAUUAAAUCUUUGUAGCCUAAAUUAGGGGUUUAUUGCAAGGAAAAGAAAGAACAGGUCAUCACAAAAAAUUUCUUAAAACUGACUUAGAUAAAAAAUUGCAACUUUUGGAGUUAGUAAGGAGGAUUAGCCCUUCUUCUGACAUCCUAAUCUAGGUCU